Messenger RNA from Brassica napus (rape), 1056 nucleotides. Its product is annotated as putative nuclease HARBI1. The record is from RefSeq and is a predicted model, not a curated record. Bases 1 to 1056 code for a protein of 351 amino acids. Lineage: Eukaryota; Viridiplantae; Streptophyta; Magnoliopsida; Brassicales; Brassicaceae. The transcript has 2 exons.
AUGUCAUCAUCGUCAUCCGAUGAAGUUGAAGAAAGAUUGGACGAAAUUAUCGACGAUAUCAUAGAUGAAACCUACAUCAACAUUUUGGAAGACCAACCCUCUAAGCCGAAGAAACGCGCUUAUAUAGAACGAGACCGUGAAAUCGGACACAACCGAUUAUGGAAUGAUUACUUCAGUGAAGAUGCGACAUUUCCGCCGUAUUUAUUCAGACGCCGUUUUCGUAUGAACAAAGAAUUAUUCUUGCGUAUUGUCCAUCGCCUCUCAGAACACGUUCCAUUCUUUCAACAAAGAAGAGAUGCAACGGGGAGGUUUGGUCUUUCACCACUACAAAAAUGUACAACCGCCAUUUGUCUCCUUGCUUAUGGUUCUGCAGCUGACGCGGUUGAUGAAUAUCUCAGAGUUGGUGAAAGCACGUCAAUUUCGUGUUUAAAGAAUUUUAAUGAAGGAAUAAUUCAGUUAUUUGGUAAUGAGUAUCUACGAAGACCGACAGAAGAGGAUCUUCAGCGACUACUCCAUAUUGGAGAGAUACGCGGGUUUCCGGGGAUGGUAGGAAGCAUCGACUGUAUGCAUUGGAGGUGGAAAAAUUGCCCAACGGCUUGGAAAGGACAGUACACCCGGGGAUCAACAAAACCGUCAAUUGUGUUAGAGGCAGUAGCUUCACAAGAUCUUUGGAUAUGGCACGCUUUCUUCGGUCUACCAGGUACCUUAAACGAUAUUAAUGUCCUCGAUCAGUCUCCUGUUUUUGAUGACAUUAUUCAAGGUCGGGCUCCGAGGGUAGAGUAUGUGGUCAACGGACACAUGUAUAAUUUGGCGUACUACCUCACGGACGGUAUUUAUCCAAACUGGUUAACAUUUAUCCAAUCUAUCUCACUACCUCAAGGUCCUAAAGCAGAGUUAUUUGCUAAACUUCAAGAAUCAACCCGGAAAGAUGUGGAGCGGGCUUUUGGAGUUUUACAAGCUCGAUUUGCGAUUGUGAAAAACCCAGCUCUUUCAUGGGAUCAGCAACAGAUAGGGAUGACAAUGAGAGCAUGUUUUAUGAUCGAGAUCCCUGUAUAG